UGUCAGUGGCGAUUCGCGCGCGUUACGAUAAACUUGUCAGGGGAUUCACAUAUACAUAGCUGGAAAGAGUAGUGGGUAGUUUAUCUUUUUUUUUUUCCUUUUUGGUUCGGGUUCUCCAGUGCGAGCUUUCGGGAUCGAAGAGGAGAAUAUGGUGGUUACAGCGGAGAGUGAAAUGACAUCAGAUAUCGCAUCGCAAGUGUAAAAGCUGUGCGCGAGGGCUCGUGAAAAAAAUGGACGAAGAAAACGAAGACACGUCGGUUGAAAAGUUCCAAGUACCAGUGAAAAUAAAGUCAUCGUUAGUGACAACUUAAAAAAUAACAAAUGCAGCACUUCAAUCCGAGCAGAUCCGGGAACGCGGCGAUGGGGUCGCAAGACGAGCCGCCUCCUUUCCCGUCGCACAUCAAGAUCACCACCUACAACGAUUGGCCAUUUUCGAGAUACAGAGAGGAGAACGGCACCAUAAUCGGCGAGGGCUAUGCCUUCGAGCUUUUGAAGCUGCUCAUUCGAAAAUUCAACUUCACCUACACGAUAGUACCGCCGAGAGAGGACAUCAUCGGGAAUGAGGAAAGAGGCAUGCUGCAACAGAUUUACGACGGGGAAGUGGACAUGGCGGUGGCGUUUAUCCCAAUUUUAAGUAGUUUCCGAAAUAUUUGCGACUAUUCCGCCCCCUUGGACGAGAUGGACACUACGUUUUUGUUGAAGAGACCUGGCACCUCUGCUACCGGCUCCGGACUCACCGCACCUUUCAGCACUAGAGUUUGGUACCUCAUCUUAAUUUCCUUACUGGUCGUCGGUCCCACCAUUUACUUGAUAAUAUAUCUGAGAGGGAAAUUCGCUAGAGAUGAAAAGGCAGAAAAAUUCACUUUCUUGACUUGCAUGUGGUUUGUUUACGGAGCCUUACUGAAACAAGGAACCACGGCGUCUCCGAUGGGUGAUUCUACACGUUUGGUCUUUGCAACUUGGUGGAUUUUCAUCACGAUUUUGACUUCGUUCUACACAGCCAACUUGACGGCAUUCCUAACGCUAUCCAGAUUUACCCUCGGAGUGAAUUCUUUGGACGAAUUGGUCUACGGCAGAUACUCGUGGGUCAUAGUCAACGGCCGAUCCAUCCAUACCCUCUUACCGAUCGAGUCCGACGACACGAGAAUGCUGGUCAAGUCGAAGAGCUGGGGCUACGGCUACGUGACCCGCGAGUACAACAUGUCGUACAAUAGCAUACUGAAAAAGGUCAAAGACGGAAGAGUGUUCAUUCUCGAGCGUACCCUCGCUCAGAUGGCGAUUUUCGAAGACUACCGGAACAAGACUCGGGAUGCGAUGGACGAGGAGAGAAAGUGCACCUAUGUCAUCAGCGAGUCCAAUGUACUGGCUAGACCCCGAGGAUUCGCUUUUCCCGUUGGUUCGACCAUUAAACAGCACGUCAAUAGCGAGAUGAUACCCGCCGUGGAGGGAGGCUUAGUGAAGCAUUUCAAAUUGGAAAAAUUACCGCAGGCCCAGAUAUGCCCGUUGAAUUUGAAGUCGAAAGAAAGACGACUGAAAGUUUCGGAUCUCAUGAUGACCUACAAAGUAGUGUUCGCCGGGAUGGGCGUCGGAGUGAUCAUCUUCCUUAUGGAACUCUUCACAAUAUUUAUCCGUUGGGUCGCGCGGCACGAGGCCUUCCGCAACUGUUGCCGCCGCAACGAGGUCAAGGGCCCGAGCGAACCGGAAGACCCGUGGGACUACCCGAAGAAAACCGACACGAACUUCUGGAUCCGAACACCGCCGCCGGUCUACCAGAUGAACGAGGAGGUCUCUCACAAGACUUACUCGAUCAACGGACGCGACUACUACAUCGUCAAGGAGGAGACCGGCGAUCAGCGCUUGAUACCCAUCCGAACGCCGUCUGCCUAUCUCUUUCAGUACAUUCAUUAAGCUGCGCGUUUGAGCUGAUCUUAUCGGGCCGUGUAAGGGCAAACGUCUGGUUCGCGAGGUUCGUCGCGUUAUAAUUACGGUUUGUUGGGGGAUCGAUUUGGGGAUGUCACGCGCGGCCUUAUGCUAUAUACGGGAGUUGUUUUCGGUGUCACAUAGAAUUGGAAUUCGUAGGUUUCAUUCACUUGGUGAAUUUCGAACGAUGCGUUACUACCUGUUUUUAACAACGCCUGGAUUUGAUUUUAAAGUAUUAUUAUAAAUUGUGUAUGGGUCACGGCGAUCUUAACAAAAAAUUACAAUAUUUGAGCUUGAAUCGGCAUGUAUGUCUUAUAACGUAUGUACCCGAUUUACUAUCAAUGAUUUUCUUCCAGUGUUUAAAAUGCAGGAUUUUAAAAUCGUUCAAAUAGCGCGUGCCUUCUUCAGACAGUUAGAUAACACUUUUUGGGCAUCGUUGUGUGCACUGACACAGUAUUACGGAAAAAUAGACUUGCUAAUUUGAUACUUGAUAUUUUUCAAUUUUUUAACUAAGACUAGAUUUGACUAUAUUUGAGAAAUUAUACUGAAGUUGAUAAUAUUGGAAUUUUAAUUAAACAUGUUAUUUAACAAGCAGAUGAUAAGUAAUAAACUAAAAACUUGUUGGCAUGAAUAUGAAUCAAAGCAAACCGAAUAUUCAGUAUUAAUAUACUAUUGCGUAAUAUAACAUUACGAUACGUGUCACUUAAGUGGCCUAUCAAUGGGCCACUCAAAAUGAUGAGUAUCGUAAAGAUCUUAUAUUAAAUUGUGAGAAAUACAUAACUGUACGUGAAUUACUCAACAGGCGUUUUUAUUAAAAAUAAAAUAAAACUUUAUAAAUAUUAUAGGUCCUACUUGAUACAGAAAAUUUUGUGAACGAUUCUGGGCAAUCUACAUUCGGUCAAUUAUUAAAAUAUCACACAUAAAGUUUAAGAAUAAUAAAGUUUGAUAUUACAUGCGCAAUUUUGGAAGUUUGCAGUCGAUAACUUUAUGUAACAACCGGGUUUUUGUUAUUUUUUCCACACAGACACACACAACUAUCGUUUGCACUAAUUCAAUAACAGUAAUAAUAAAUAGGGCACGUGAACUAAAUAAAUAAGCAUACAAAGUUUACAUUUCAAAAGAAAAGUUAUGAGUUGAUUAUGUAGUCUUAUUUGAAGAAAAUAAAAUGUUGAAAAAAAGAUGAUAUAGAACGUUAUUUUAUCAUUUUUUAUUAUUUAAUUGUAUAUCAACGUUUGAUUUUUUAAUAAUUUUAAUAAAUAUCAUAGCUAA
Nasonia vitripennis (jewel wasp) is the source of this 3189-nucleotide messenger RNA. It is a transcript of the gene Ir76b, whose product is annotated as glutamate receptor ionotropic, kainate 3. Bases 322 to 1908 code for a protein of 528 amino acids. The record is from RefSeq and is a predicted model, not a curated record. Gene Ontology annotation, molecular function: glutamate-gated receptor activity. Gene Ontology annotation, cellular component: membrane. NCBI's taxonomy places the organism in Eukaryota, Metazoa, Arthropoda, Insecta, Hymenoptera, Pteromalidae. The transcript is spliced from 10 exons.